This is a messenger RNA of Eleginops maclovinus (Patagonian blennie), 3668 nucleotides long. It is a transcript of the gene pdlim4, whose product is annotated as PDZ and LIM domain 4. Bases 178 to 1428 code for a protein of 416 amino acids. Gene Ontology annotation, biological process: muscle structure development; actin cytoskeleton organization; heart development. Gene Ontology annotation, molecular function: muscle alpha-actinin binding; actin binding. Lineage: Eukaryota; Metazoa; Chordata; Actinopteri; Perciformes; Eleginopidae. The record is from RefSeq and is a predicted model, not a curated record. Gene Ontology annotation, cellular component: adherens junction; Z disc; stress fiber. The transcript is spliced from 7 exons.
GUUAUUUAAACUUGAAUCGAGAGGAGAGGAGGAAAGUUUUCUCAGACGGGACAGCGUUGCCUAGCAGCUGGGCAGAGGACUCUCUUCUUCACGUAGCCUUUUUGUUUCCCGUAGGCUAAAACCGAGGCACCGCGGAUAUUUCCCCUCUUUCUGUCAUCCAAAUCUUUAAAGCCAAACAUGAGCCAGACCGUGACACUAAAGGGACCCUCUCCCUGGGGUUUUCGCCUGGUGGGUGGACGGGAUUUCAGCACACCGUUAACCAUCUCCAGGGUAACACCAGGCAGCAAGGCGGCCCAGGGCGACCUGUGUCCAGGCGACACCAUCUUGGCCAUCAAUGGCGACAGCACGGAGCUCAUGUCACACAUGGAGGCUCAGAACAGGAUCAAAACCUGCAUCCAGCAGCUCACACUCGAUAUCAGGUCUGGAUCGGGAGACAGAGUGUGGUCGCCAACCGUUAGUGAAGAUGGCAAGACAAGCCCUUACAUGGAGCCCGACUCACAGAAUUUCCGUCCCAUCACCAGUGGAUAUGGUGGUUCCAGUCGCAAGUCUUCGUACACCCCUGAACCCCAGUACCCACCUGCUCCCCAGUACCCACCUGCUCCCCAGUACCCGGCUAGUCCCCAGUACUCGCCUGCUCCCCAGUACUCGCCUGCUCCCCAGUACCCGCCUGCUCCCCAGUACCCGCCUGCUCCCCAGUACCCUCAAGCACCACAGUCCCCAGUGGCUCCUCCGCCUGCAUUGGCUCCCCAGCCCCCCCACCUGAACAACGGACACUCCAAACCCAACAACGGCUACAGCUACGGAUACGGGAACGGAACCGAGCGUGCUCAGUUCAACAACCCAGCCGGACUUUAUCAAAACGGCAGCAAUGGAGAAAGAAUUCUGCCAAGCAAGAUGGGAGGCCUUAACCUCAGCGCCUCACAAAGCCCAGAGCCUCCCUCACAAUCCCCUGUGAGCCGCAAUGGUUUCGACCCGCAGUCAGAUGUCUACAAGAUGCUGCAGGACUAUGAAGAGCCGGUCUCUGCACCCAAACAGUCUGGCUCCUUCAAAUACCUCCAGGGAAUCCUGGAGGCUGAGGAUGGAGGUGUUUCCCCGACAGACAGAAUGAGAAACUUAAAGUCACCCAUCAGGUCUCCAAUCCCCAAACUGGGAAGCCCCAUCCCGAGCCCCAUGCCUGGUCUUCAGAAGCUGCCCCAGUGCACACGCUGCUGUAAUGGCAUUGUUGGCACCAUUGUGAAGGCCAGGGACAAGCUGUACCACCCUGAGUGCUUCACAUGCGAUGACUGCGGCGUCAACCUCAAGCAAAGAGGCUACUUCUUCAUCGAGGAAAGUCUGUACUGUGAGACCCACGCCAUGGCGCGCGUCCAGCCCCCAGAGGGCUACGACGUUGUUGCCGUUUACCCCAACUCCAAGGUGGAGCUAGUCUGAUUCAGAUAUGGAGCUGGCUAUACUGUAAUAUAACUGGGAAGGUCAAAUCUGGGAGAAUGGGGCUACUGAGUAUUGUAUCCUACAUUUAUCAGGCUCUGUCAAGCAGGAAUGCCGAUCUUGCAUAAGUGUUGCCUUUGGGAGAUUCCAAUGAACUGUGUGUGAUCCAAGAUCAGCAUUUCUACACUGACAGUCUUGAUAAAUGCUAUGUAUAUUGAGAAUAUUGUAAUUUGUUGACAGAAUAAGACUUGGAUCUUCUGAGUAUCCCAAAACUCAAGAUGACAUUGUAUGUCCCAACCUGACAGCCCUCAUCUCUCAAUCAGUUGGUUUACCUUCAGUUUUACGUCCAAGAAACAUAUUGAACAAGUAAGGGCCUUAUUCAGAAAAGAUGUUCAUAUCCACAUUACAAGCACAGCAUAUUACCAGGAUAUUCAUUGUAAAAACCAAGAAAGAAGAACUGCACAGAUGGCAAGAGUCUGUAGAUAUUGAACUGAGAUGUGUAUGCAAUUUAAAACACUACACCAAUAUACUCCAAAUACCUGCUUUUCUAACUGCCAGAACAAUUUUUUUUUUUACCAGCAUAAUCUCAAAUGUCCCAUGAUAACACUCAGCUUUAGAAAAACUGAGUGUGAGUAUAUGUGUGUGGGUGUGAGAUGUGGCACACAAUAGCUUGGAGUAUGUUUGCUGUGAUUGACUGUGCAGAGGAAUAAGUCGUUUUUUUUCAGUUUGUGUUUUGCCAAGUCAUUUGAGGUAUAAUGAUUUUUUUGGUUAUGGGUUCUAAAGGUUUCAGUGUCUUUUUAACCAUGUUACAAUUACACUUUAUACUCCUGUUAUGAUACAUGGACUUUUGCAUUUUGUAAUUUACAUCUAUGCAGUUUAUAUAUCGAACUUUCUAUGUUACAAAAAAGAGGAACAUCUCUUUAUUAUGGUCACUUUUUCUGCUUACUUGUCAGUUAUUUGAAACAAUAAAUGCUAAUUCAUUAUAGGCAGAUCUCUACCAAGUAUAAUUAUGAGUGUCUGGAGUGUGCUUCGAAGCAGCUAUCCAAGCAGCCCCCCCUCUGAAAUGUAAAUAAAACCCUGCUGGAGACAUCCUCUGAUUUCUUUUAGGAACUAAAGAACUUGGUGAAAGUCAGAUCCCAGAUGUGAUCACAACCACCUCAGUUUAAAAAACAACUAAAUUGUAAGAAAUUCGACUUUAAUGAUUAAGUAGCCUAAUGCAGUGCGUGCAUGCAUUGAUGACUUUUUGAAAGCAUGUGACACGUUUGAAAAAGAUUGUAACUUAAGCACUCUCAGGCACCUAACUGAUAGGGGAAUGUCUACUUUCAAGUAUGUUCACACUCAAGAAUUCCUCUACAUAAAAACAAGAGCAUGGAGUUGACAGCGUGCGUAUAUUCAAAACACUUCAUUUUUCCAACAAUAUGCUCUCCAUCUCUCAUGACAAUUUUGAAAAUGAUCAUGUGUACUUGAGACGGGAGACAUAUUUUAAACACAGCCUAAAACAUGUGGGAGUAAUUUACUUUUUUAUUUUUUUGGACCUGAAACAUAGAUGCAUUACUAUUCUUUAUUUUCUGAUAGGACAGAAAUUAGAAGUAAGCAUACUUGUAUUCCCUUCCUACUAUGAACUAAAACUUCUGCUCACAUCCAAGUCGAUAUAAGUGAAAUACUUAUAUUUCUUUUACAUUUCCUCUGAGAGAGGGGGAACGGAAAGGGAGGGAGCUGAGAAAGAGAAAUGAGAAGAUGAUUUUAUGGAAAGAAGCGUGCCUUUUUGACUCCAAUGUGGGGCCAUCCGUCUUGGCUUAUUGUGAAAAGUGAAGUAAAAUGGGUGGAGGAGAGUGAUCUUAUUCAUAAUUUUUGAAACAUUUCUAACAAAACUACUUUUUAUAUUUGAAAUUAGAAAAUUCAUUUUGCAGUGCUGAUGUCCAUUGUUUUUUUUUUAGAUAUCUACAGUGAUGUGUAGCUGCUGGUAUGCCAUCUAUACUAGUUAUCUUGUAAAUUAUGUGAAAAUUAUAUUGCUACCACAUUGUUUCGUUGGUUUUGUACAUAUUUCUUUUAUCAUGAUGCUUUAACCUACUGUGCGUAACAUGUCACUUGCGUGCCUUUGCAUACCCUGUGUCUUUAAAUGAUUUCCUUGACACAAACCUAUUUUUCUGUUUAACUUAUUGUUUUACCAACACAUUUGUUUGUUCCUGUAUGCUUUUUUUUUUUUCUAGAAUCAAAAUAAAAUGAGGAGUGCAUUACCAUGA